GCUACCAGUGCCAGUGCCAUUUUAAGUUCUACCGACAGAGUCUAAAGUAUGAUUUCUAUGUAUGAUGGAAGAUAUUACUUGAUGUAAAAUGGGGAAUUCGCAGAGUGUAGAAAACCAAAUUACCCCUCACACGAGCCGGCAGAACACACAGAUCAGUGUUCUGCCGGUGGAAGAGGGGCUGGAGAUGCGAAAUUUCCAGAAUCCACGCACGCCGUCUCCAUCCGCCGGUCAGACUUUUGCAGAGAGGGCCUGGAACGAGGGUUCUGACGGCCCGGAUGUCUCGGCUAAGAUGGCUAAUGGGACAGGGGCUAAAAAGGGGACAGAGAAAAAAAUCAACACCAAGAAAGUGAAAGAAAAAUUGGAGAAAGUGCUGGAUUAUAUGAAUGCAAAAAGAUCGAACUCAAUUCUCUCUGUACCCGCAUCUACAAGAGAUGUUGUUUACGAACUGAACGAAGAAGAUCCGGACAACGAGACGGCAGAAGAAACAUCUGGGGCGCGGGGUCUGUCACUUAAAUCAAUCACAGAUCAGCUAAAGAAACAACAGCCGGUAGAAAAAUAUAACGUGAUUGGGAAUUUCUUUGAAAGGAUGGGAUCGAAUGUCGGUACAGAUAGAUCGCCUGAGGAGUCAGAACGAGGCCCCUCCCCAGCGGAUAUAGGAGAACCUAUGAUGAAGAAGCGCCCCCUAGGAGACGACCCACGCCCCGCCACCGUCCUCGAAAAGAAGAAGCCCCCGGGCUAUCGUGAUGAAGUGCGGAAUAAGCUGGCAACAUCGGAACUGAACAGAGAAGUGCCUGUGUUGCAGUUUGCCACGUUGAAAUACCACCGGAAGUGCAUAUUUUCUCAUUCUCACUGUGUGUACACACGUGAUGAAUCCAUCCUCCAGGACAUGCCGCCUCCCCACCCACCUUACACACGGAAGUCCGAAAUCUUUGAAGCCUCGCAAUACAGGAGAGUGGACAAAAAGGCGGUGAAGGUUCCCAAAUCAGUCUUGAAUGGGCUGCUAUGUGAAUUGGUGGGUCAUUUGACAGAUGCUUACAAAGAUGACACCUCCAAACUUCGCGCACUAUACGUAUGGCUUACGUCACAGAACCUCCGUAAACUCAAACUUCCACUAAAACCAGCACGAGAUGGAUACGUGUUACAUUACCUAGAAAAACUCAAGAAAAGAAAAGGAAACUACGCACACCUCUUCAGUCAUCUCUGCAAUUUGGCAGGCCUACCCUGUGUUGUAAUCCAUGGUUACCUAAAGGGCAGCACAUAUGAGAUUGGACAAACUUUAACAAAGGACGCCCAUUACGGAGAGUGGAAUGCAGUCCUAGUGGACAACAACUGGCGCCUAGUCAAUACGUAUUGGGGGUCAUGUGCUGUAGGGGGUGCGUACACCAACGAUGUAACCACGUACCGUUUCGAUGAAAAUUUUUUCAUGCCUGAUCCCGAUCAACUUGCCUAUACACAUUUCCCAGAAGAAAUGAAAUGGCAGUUACUAGAGCCUGCUAUGUCUAUGUUUAACUUUGAAAGACGUGCAUUUUUGAAGGAAAGAUUCUUUGAGCUAGAUAUGCGCGUCUUAUCACAUCCGGACUGUGAAAUCAAAGUUCAAAAUGGAGAAGAGGAAAUUUUGUUUGGAAUGAACGAAGAAAGAGCCCCACAUUUGAAAUUUAUGUGUUUGAUAUAUAUGAAAGAAGAAAAGGAUUAUCGGAUCCUUUACGAUGACGAGAACCGAUAUCAGCAUGAUUUUCUCUACAAACCAAAUGAAGAUUCCUUGUCCAUAAAGAUACGAUUCCCAAAGCGUGGUACCUAUCGAGUUGAAAUUGUUGGCAAAGACACCACAAUCAUGGACGAAAAUUACGAGUAUGACUGGAUUGCUAUCUAUAAAGCAACAGUUCUCUCUGGUCCCAAGAAAUACGCAGCCUUCCCCAAAGCUGCCGAUGCUGGUUGGGGAAGCAGUCAACUUUUACAAAAACUGGGACUUACAUCUGCAAAUUUUGAGCAAGAUAGAGCAGUGGUGACAGCAGAGGAGGGAAUGUGCACGAUCGGAUACGACAUCAACACUCCCGAGGCGGAAGAUUUGUCAUUGUCUUAUAAAAUGAUCAACGUCAAUUCUGGACUUGAGGACGUAGCAAUGGAAACCAACGCUUUUACCAAAGAGGAUGGAAAAUUUCAGGUUUACAUUAAUAUACCUCCCGGUGAUGAGGGUGCGUUCUGUCUGUUUGCCCAAGUAGACGACCCGGAAUAUGGAUCAAUUGAAAAAAAUCUAUGUAACUAUUUGAUAAUAUCCACUCCACUGAAGGAACUUGACAAGCAGGAAAAGAAGGAGGUGAAGGUGGUAGGAGACGUGCUUGAUGAUGCCAUUCACUUCAAACAGUUGGAAAUGCUCGAACGAGCGGUUGAUCUGGUGGAAACCAAGAGAAUGGGUCGUCACAUGUAUACUAAACUGGAAGAGGCGAAAGAGACCAUAGAUCGACUGAAACAUAUUUCCAAAAUGAUGCACAAGGUUCUGGCACUAGAUCAGAGAACAAUAGCCGAAAUCCGUGGCUACUCUUAUCCUUCGCCAGAGAUUCACGCCGUGAUGAAGGCUACUCUUUUGUUGUUGGGUCAUUACGAAGAAGAAACUAGGGACUGGAAAAACGUUCAAGCUAUAAUUGGUAAAACUGGCCGCCAGUCUCUGAAGAGGAAGAUUAACACAUUUGACAUCAACCAUUGUAAACUCGACAUAGCGCUUGGAGCCAAAAAACUUCUUGGUGACAUGCAACUCGAACACAUCGUCAACCAGAGCUGUGGAGCCGCUACGUUCUAUGAGUGGUCCACUGAAAUCAUCCAGGAAAUUCAGAACAGAUUCACAGACGAAGUAGUGCAGAUGACCAUUGCUCGGACUCGAGGUUCUAGAAUUUCCUACACCCGACAAAGAACUUCGCUCUAUGAUGAACUUUGAACUUUUUUGCUGCAGCCUCAUCAGAUAAUGUCCUAGAACUUUUGCUGAUAUAUUUCUUGUUUUCAUUCAUAAAAAAAAUCUUACAUAUCAUCCAUUAUCUGUGUCUCCAGUGUUUUAUAUCCACAGCUUUUAAACAAUAUUAUUUAAUGCAUCUAUGAAGAAACAAAAGUUUUUGAAAUCAUGCAAAAUAGUAAUAUUAAUGUUACAUUUCAUAUAAGAGAAGAAAAAAACGGUUCCGCGGAUGGGGUGGACUUGUUCUGAUUGCAACGUGCGAUUUUCCCCCAAAGUUAAUAACUACUACUGUUAGUCUUGUUGUAUGGUCCAUUCUCGGUUUCAGGUUUGUUUGGGGUUUUGUGUAUAUAUUUUUAUACAGAUUCCUUCGUCUACCCCUGACAUCGAGGUAGAAGGCUCACGGCGGUUAUGACCAGUCAACAGGGGAUGCUUACUCCUCCUUGACACCUGAUCCCACUUUUGUUUUGUCCAGGGUGCGUGCUUGCCCUACUCUUAAUUUAGAAUUUUUUAUAGAUUAAGUCAUUGCUCAUUAUCUUCGCCUUUUCAUUAUCAGCUUAUCAGUAGGUUAUGUUUAGUAUGGUGGGACAAUAACACAACUUGUGCUUACUUAUCAUGUAUCAGUAAUUCUCUUUGUAGAGUAUCACAACAAGAGUAGUCCGUCAGUUGUAGUAUUGUAGGCGAUAUAUAUAUAUAGAUCUACACGUACUUAUUAGAAAUUAUUAAUUGACGUAAAGCUUGUAAACUGUAAUUUACGAAAUAUGAAAGACCAGAACACGAAUACGACUUUGCAGUGGCGGAUUUAAGGGGGGCGCAGCCGGCGCGCGCCCCUCCCCUAAAAUUUUCAAAUUUAAGGUACAUGUAAAUCGUGGUCUCUUGUUUAGAAAAGUGUAAUCGAUGAAAUAAGCAAUUUCUUCCACUCUCAGAGCAAUGAAUUACAAAAUCUUUUGAUUUAUUGAAUUACUUUUAUUGAGAGAACUUACAUUUUUUCCAAAACCCCUUAAAAUUUGCACGUUAUUGAUUUCCCUCUAUCAAAAAUGACAGAAAAUAGUAAAAAUUACUACAUAGGAGACAUAUUUGAAGCCCUAUAAAAUCUGUAAAGACUUGCACUGUCGGUACUGUUAUCCUUGAUGGAAUAAAUUAUAUCAUUGGGAGUUACUACCGCAACGUUUUUAUUUUAUCAUUAAAACCAACGUGGUAUUGCGAGGUUACUAAGUUCCUGAAAAGUACAAAUUCAAGGAUAUGUUAACAUACAAGGUUAAAUUGACAUAUAUUUUAAUGUGAACUGAAAGGCUUACUUUGUGCUUAUAAUGUUGACAUAUAAAAGUUGAGGUACUUCCUUAUGAUUAGUUACAAUCUGACUUUCUGUUAUUGUUAAUCAUCUAAGUUGACACAAAUUGAAUGUAUAUACUUUUUUGUUGUUGCAAUAAAUAUGAAUCGGUAA
Ostrea edulis (European flat oyster) is the source of this 4382-nucleotide messenger RNA. RefSeq lists its product as uncharacterized. The coding region runs from base 89 to 2929 and encodes 946 amino acids. Lineage: Eukaryota; Metazoa; Mollusca; Bivalvia; Ostreida; Ostreidae. The record is from RefSeq and is a predicted model, not a curated record. The transcript has 9 exons.